This is a messenger RNA of Saxophila tyrrhenica, 474 nucleotides long. RefSeq names its product Ankyrin repeat and MYND domain-containing protein 2 (gene ANKMY2). The transcript has 2 exons. The record is from RefSeq and is a predicted model, not a curated record. The coding region runs from base 1 to 474 and encodes 157 amino acids. NCBI's taxonomy places the organism in Eukaryota, Fungi, Ascomycota, Dothideomycetes, Mycosphaerellales, Extremaceae.
AUGCCCGGCACCAUCUUCCACGACGACGCCACCUCCGAGCGCGCCUUCCGCGACUUCCUCUGCAAAGCCAAAGACGUCCCCGACUUCCUCCCGCCCUGGUGGACCGACGCAAGGACCGAAGCAGCUGUCGCCUACGGCUUGCGGACUGACCACAACUUUUCGUUGCACUACGCCUCAGAGAAGGCCGACAUUCAAGAGGACUGGAAGGACGACCGGAUGCCGAUGAAGGUGCGCAUGCUGGGCGAGAAGGUGUACGGGAACGCGCCGGGGGUACCGCCAGGUGGAGGGGCGUCGAUGUUGGAGCUGAUGAUGUCGCAGGAGGCGGGCACGGGGCCGGGAAUCGUGAGUAAUCUUGAUCUCGGACCGUCGACGGUGAGGAGGAGCCCGUGGGAUAGGGAGUGGGUGCGCGAGGAGGAUGGAAGCUUUGGUUUGGAUGUGUGUCUCUUCGUCGCGACUGAGAAGGAAGGUGGCUGA